AUGCUUGGCAGCUCCAUCAGGAGUGUUGCACCAUUUGACAGUAAAACGGUCCAUAUUGGUGCUCUCACGUCCGUAGUCGAGAACAUCACAGGAGACACCCAUAAGGGUGGCCCCCUUGGGAUCGGGCACACCACAGGCAGGAUCCACACCAAGUCUCUUUAUGUUGGUGAUUUUGAUAGCCCAUCCAAUACGUCGGCUGGAGGCGUUGAUGAUCUUGAUGUGCUCUCUUCAACGGAGUAUCGUCUCUUCUAUUCAAUACAACCGAUGGACUAUGUCCGGUACGUGAGCUGUGAUCUCACUUCAGUGCCCGUUUCGGAAAAUCCAAGUCCUGUACGGAAUUUGGUCAAGCGAUUGAGCGAGGUCUCAUCCUGGAUUACCCAUAUAAUCGUGAGCCAGCCUACACAUGAUGACCGGAAAGUUGCUCUCACAGCUGUUCUUCGUAUAAUCGAGACUUGCUGGAACAUAGCAAAUUUCAAUGCGGCUGUCGAGAUAAUGAUGGGUCUGAAGAGCGAAAAGCUUAGGCCAUUUUGGUUGUCACUUCGUCAAGAAGAGAAACAACAAUACGAGAAGUUAUGCGAAAUCCUUCUCCCGUCUAAUCAAGCGUUGCCAUCACAAGCUUACAUCGAUGCUAUCCAGCGAGCUCUUCGAAUGUCCCAAUCAAGACUGAUUCCUUUCUUUGGCAUUUUUUUGAGAGAUUUAUAUGCUAUUGUCAACGAUCUCCCCAACAUUGUAGUUAUCGGUCAUGAAGGUGACAGAGAGAAGCUCGAGUUUAUGAACGAUCCUCACGGGGAAGAUCACUUCUCGUCUCGGAUUGGCGUUGGCGGUCUUCUGAAUGCAGAUAAGAUCAACCUGGUCGCAAUAGUGCUGGACAAUUUGGAACUGUUUCACCGUCACAGCCGCACCAUGCUCAAAUUGCUGGAGGAACCUACUAAUAACAACGAAAGCAUUUCCGCUGGCAAAAAAUCUACUGCAUACGAACCAGUUCAACCUGUGAGUGGCUCCCGUCAUGGUGUCAACUUUAUUCCAUUGGACGCGGCGAAUUUUGACUUGGACGUCAUUCAGCGCCUGCAACACGGAACGACAGUCAUUCAUUACGAUCCUGAUACUGGUCGAAGUGUUCUCUGUCUCAUACGUCUUGAUCCAAGUUGUGGAGCAAUUUCGUGGCAUAAAAUCAGUCUUUCAACAGCGAAGGAUCCCAGAGAGAAGGAGCCAGCAAUGUCGAAACCUGUGCUGAAUGCAUCACCUGCAACGGUUCCCGACCCUAUGAAGAGCACGGCGCAACAGCUGUCCUCUAAUAAAAUGCAAGGUACGCCAUGCUCUGGGUUCGAAGAAGGUGAGCUCAAGUUGACAGCGGUCAAAGAGGUUGAGCCAGUUGAUAGCUACGACUUGGACAUAGAGUCAAUUUAUCGACGGCAUUCAGUGGAAGAAAUGUCAGUGCCAGUCUGCUGUUGGAAAGUCGGCUUUGGUCAGCUCCUCUCCGACAGUGAAUUCCUGUACUUUCUUGCUCCCCAACAAAUAGCACAAUUUUGGACUUCAGGCUUGCAAAGGGUUGUUCGGAGUCUUCAAGAACAGCAGAAAUAUCCUGAUCGGAGAAUGAUGUGGAUCAAAACCCUGUACCUGCAACUGUACAGAGAAUGUUCAGCAGAGCAUUCUGGAGAGAAAAUAGCCGGACCGAGGCCUUACGAUGCGCUUCAAGCAUUUGGUGGAAGAGUCGAGAGAUGGAAAGGCUUCGGGUUGAAUCAAGUCAACGUUAGUACGUCACGUCCAAACGAUUCAUCUUUGUUGACUGAAUCUGGGGGAACGAAGAAUCGUCUGAAAAAUUUCAAGAACGCUAUGCAAAAGAAGCUAAGAGGCACAUCAAAAGAAGGAAGCCGCUCUCAGAGUCCGCAACCGCCAUCGCCACUAGUGCGGCCAGCUUCUAUCAAAUCUCAGAUGUCUUCUCAGUCAGGCCCACCUGGACCCAGUUCGCCUGGUUAUCUCUUGAAACCGCGAACAGACUUAGCGGCCAGUGAAUGCGGAGAUCUGGACAGCCUUUACACCCCUCGAAGUAGAACGCCAACUAGUAGUUCCUACGGGGGUCGUUCGGUUGGAGGCCGAUCAACGAAGUCGUGGCGUUCUCGAGGAGGAGAAACGCCGAAUUCAGGAUCGAUCAGUAGUAGUGGACAGGUAUCCGGUUUGAACGGUUCGUCUGGCAAGGAAUUUCAAGAGAAACCGCUGACACUCGUUGAAUUCGCGGAACUGUUCCGUCUUUUUAGCACACGAAUGAGGAAAGAUUUGAGGGACGUGUUCAAUGAUGUGUUAUUGGCGGCGUCGACUUCCUCAAACUGUCAAAAGCGGGAUAAAGAGCGACAGUACCCUCGUGCACAGACUCAUUCCUCCAGAGCAGCAAGUACACGUAAUGCUGACUUCGUUUCAAGUGAUUUUCUCACACGGAAUUCGACUGUUCCUUCGCACAACAUAAGCGAAAAGCAAUCCAAGAUUUACAACGCUUUGGUGAUCGCUAGUGUUAACAGCAUGGGAGGUCUGAUGGAUACGUCAAGAUCUUCUUUGAUUACGCCAGGGAUGUUGAAAUCUUUCGUGAACACUCACCAGAUGGAAAUGAUAGAUGAAGAAUAUGCAGCUAAGCUUAUUCAAGAGCACGAACCGGAUCCAUUGUGCCGACAAAAGAACCAAAUGUCAUUUGAAGGAUUCGUACGGUUUCUUUGCGAUCCAGUCAACUUCGCCUUCGUUCCUGAAACCAUUGAACCGGACGAGAAUGAGCUCCAUCUACCCCUUUCUUGUUACUAUAUCAAUUCUAGCCACAAUACGUACCUAACUGGUCAUCAGCUGAAAGGGCCAAGUAGUUCCGAAAUGUAUAGGCAGGUACUUUUAAGCGGGUGUCGAUGUGUGGAACUGGACUGUUGGGAUGGUGAUGACGGCCUUCCACUAAUUUAUCACGGUCAUACAUUGGUCAGCAAAAUUGGAUUCCGUCAAGUGGUCGAGAUAAUAAAAAAGUCAGCAUUCACAACAUCUGAUCUGCCAGUGAUAUUGUCGCUCGAAAAUCACUGCUCCUUCCAGCAACAAGCAAAAAUGGCGCAGAUGUUCAAGACCGUGCUCGGAGACAAAUUGGUAUCGAAUUUCUUGUUUGAAGCCGAUUUUUCCGACUCACCUCAUCUGCCCUCGCCUUGGCAGCUGAGGAAUAAGAUUCUUAUCAAGAACAAGAAAAUGAUUGUUGAUGUGCCGAUGCCGAUACCGUACAGUGACCCACCUUCUCAAAAAAGUGUAACGCAGUCAAGCCUUUACAGGAAACAAAGCAAAAACAGCUAUGAAAGCAGUAUGGUAGAUGAGGUAGAGGACGACGAUUUGGAUGAAUUUCUAGAUGACGAAGAAAACGAUGACGACGACACAGAAGCAAUCGGUGUGCGUACUGAAAGUCAUCCAGAAGUGAGCCCUCAGAGCAGCCAAUCUUUACCGAAGACGGUCGAUACCGUGAAGCAAGACCUUUCCAUCAGCGAGCACAGCGAUACAACAAAUAAACAAGGCAUCGGCCAUAAAGGGAUAUUCGACUCGAAAACCACUGAUGAUGAUAUCCUUUACUCACCAAUGUCUGUCAGCUCUGGUUCAAGGACACUUGCACGAAAAAUUAAUGCUGGAUUGCAAAUUGCGCCAGAGCUCUCUGACAUCGUUGUGUAUUUGCAAGCCACUAAAUUCAAGGGUUUUCCUACAUCUGAUGCGGACCGAUUUCCACCACGUCCAAUUGACGAUCCUUCAUCAACUCCAUCUUUGUCGUCUUCUCGCCCGCGAACUACUUCUAAUCUUCUCAGUACUCCUGCACCGCUACGGAGACAACGCACGUCAACGCAGCAGGAUAGUGUGUCAUCGGAAUCGCUUUUGGGUUCUGGUUGUCGGCCCAAUGCCUCAGCCUCUUGUUAUCAAGUUACGUCACUUAAUGAAAACGCCGCAAAGAAGCUGAUCAAACGGCAUCCAUUCAAAUGUAUUUCCUACACACGCGAUCACCUAAUCCGCACGUAUCCGUCUGCAAAACACUACGACUCAUCGAAUUUCAAUCCUAUCAUCUGUUGGGCACAUGGAUUGCAGAUGGUGGCUUUGAAUUUUCAAACGCCUGAUGUUAUCAUGGCAGUCAAUCAGGCUAUGUUUGAGCAAAGCGGUUGUUGUGGUUUUCAACAGAAACCUCGCGUUUUGUGGGAUGCUACACAUCCACUUCAUGGGAGGUUCAACCCGCUUUCAAAAGAUGCAGUGAAUAGCUCCGCAAUAAUUCUCAGCCUUACGGUUAUAUCUGGGCAGCAUGUCUACCCCGGGUUUCAUUAUGCGAGUCUGUAUGUGGAGAUUGAAGUGAUCGGAAUACCUUGUGAUUGUGUGAAAGAGAGAACUAAAGUCGUGCAGAGGAACUCCGUAAAUCCGUUGUGGGCUCAUACGACAGAACUGCGUAUUACAUUCGUUGACUUGGCCUUUCUCCGAUUAGCAGUUUGUGACAGUAGUCAGAACGGCCGCGUAGUAGCACAGCGUGUUGUGCCAGUUCGGUGUAUUCGUCCAGGAUUUCGUCACCUUCCCUUGAGGAGUACGGCCAAUCAACCAAUUGAAUGCGCUACUCUUUUCCUACGGACACGUUUCGAGCAAGAAGAACACAUUUACCUUCACGAUGAAGACAACACUUCGUAUUACAAUAUUGAUCACGUGCUUGCAUACCGAACUGAUCUCGUUUCACAAGCGCCUCCGGCUCCGCUUUUGAAAAGGCAAAUAUUCGUGAUGAAAGUGAUCGGAGCAUUUGCUGAUGAGACCUCCACAACUGUAUAUGGCGAAAGCGACACCACUGUGAAAGCCAUAAUGCAACAGGCUCUUUUGAAUUCUGGUAAAAACGCCGAGCAGGUGGAUGAGUAUGUCCUAAUCGAGGAAUCGGCGCUGCCUAGUGGAGAAAAUCCAGUCGAGCAAACGAUCUUGUCGCCCAAUGAGCCGAUUAUGGACGCUGUUGCAUGUUGGAAUGGAUCGUCUCGUCGAUUCAUUUUGCGAAAGAAAGGCAGCGUUCAUGCAACUCCUCGAAUAAAUCCCAUGAAGUUCUCCCUCUCC
Ostertagia ostertagi is the source of this 5064-nucleotide messenger RNA. The record is from the annotation of a GenBank genome assembly. NCBI's taxonomy places the organism in Eukaryota, Metazoa, Nematoda, Chromadorea, Rhabditida, Trichostrongylidae.